GGUCCGUAUAUGUAUUUAGAAAACAAGGGAUAAGGCUUAUAUUCGGACCGAUUUUGGUCCGAAUAUAUUGGAAAAAAUUUCCGGCACAUCAAAAACUUUCAAUCUUUUUGGGAAAUUUUUGGCGCAUUAAUAAUAUAUUCGGACCGAUUUUGGUCCGAAUAUAUUGGGAAAAAAUUCACAGUUCACAUUUUCAUUCUUUUCAUUUAAGGACAUCACAAUCUCCUCGUGUCCUCAAUCUAUAUAUACGGACCGUUGUCGGUCCGAAUAUGGGCAAUCCGAGGAAUUUUUUAUCCUAAAGCAAAAUUAAAUUAAGUAUGAAUAUAUAUACGGACCAAUUUUGGUCUGAAUAUAUGCAAAGAAUCCAGAAGCUUCCAUGUUUUCAUUUUUCAAACCGAUUUUGGUCCGAAUAUACUCGAAAAAAUCCAGAAACUUCUCCCAGUUCACAUUUUUAUUCUUUUCAUUUAAGGACAUUACCAUCUUCUCGUGUCCUAAAUCCAUUUUUGCGAAAACCAAUUGCAUGUACAUCAACCCUACAGUCCCUUGGAACCACAAAACCAUCGAUUGUCUACCUGAAAUUAUCUUACGAUGGUACGGAGUAAUAUCGUUGCAAAACCACGAACGUAUAAGUUAAAGGUUAUUAGAGAUAAUAUUACGUAAUGCUCUUUCGGAGUCACAAGCAAAUAAAAUUAAUUUUUUUUA
Messenger RNA from Rubroshorea leprosula, 699 nucleotides. Lineage: Eukaryota; Viridiplantae; Streptophyta; Magnoliopsida; Malvales; Dipterocarpaceae. The record is from the annotation of a GenBank genome assembly.